Molecule: messenger RNA, 4565 nt
Organism: Silurus meridionalis
Lineage: Eukaryota; Metazoa; Chordata; Actinopteri; Siluriformes; Siluridae
Gene: osbpl7
Product: oxysterol binding protein-like 7
Exons: 22
Coding region: 228-2765 (845 amino acids)
Cellular component (GO): plasma membrane; intracellular membrane-bounded organelle; perinuclear endoplasmic reticulum
Molecular function (GO): cholesterol binding
Source: RefSeq, a predicted model, not a curated record
GCUCCUUCGUCACUAAUGCGGAUAAUGGUUUAUCCCUGGAUGAUGUUAAGACACUCAGGCAGAUAGUAGGGCAGUUGAGGUAUUCAUAGCAAAUAUUCUUUUUCUCGAGCAUACUAAAAGGGGAAUCUGAAUUUGCAAAUUAAGACACACAACUGAUUUGUGUGGAAACAUGGAUUCUAGAAUAUUUCUGAAGUAGAUUUUGUAUAGGAGUCUCAGGUAUAUUCAGUAUGGAGUCCUAUGGAGAAAUGCCAGAACAUAGCAAGUUUCAAUCUGGAUUGGUCAGAUCAGCUGCUGGAUGGCAAAAGGCUCACUCCCGGAGCAGCAGCACUGCAUCCUCUCGUCAUUCACGACAGAAUAUAAAAGACUGGGAGAUAAUGGAGGAUCUGCAGGAGAAUUUUGGUGCCAGUGUAGAGACCAUGCGGGAUAUGAGUCCUCCUGGCAUCUGUGAAGGCUACUUGAUGAAGAGGAGAAAAUGGCCACUCAAAGGCUGGCACAAGAGAUACUUUGUAUUGGAAAAAGGGAUCCUCCGAUAUUCCAAAAACCAAUAUGAUUGCUCUAAAGGGAAAUUGCAUGGCUCAAUGGAUGUUAGUCUUGCAGUGAUGUCAGUAAACAGAAAAGCCAGACGGAUAGACCUGGAUACUGGAGACAGUCUGUAUCAUAUCCAGGCAAAGAACAAUGAUCUGUACUGCAUUUGGGUAACCAAGCUAAGUGCUCAUCGCAUGUACAAAAGGAACGAGGCAGCACAUGUUCAUAACAGCUUACUACAGGCUCUCUCUGAUGGUAGCAAUGCUCUUCAGGUCAAUGGAGCCAUGCAAAAUGUGUGCCAGAGCAUGUCUGACUCCCACCUGGGUGAUAUGGCAGCUCAGAGUGAAGAUGUGCAUGCUGCAGACACUGGUAUCAAUGGGAAAGUGUGUGCCUGGCUGUGGCAGGCCCAGGACCCAGACAGCUGCACUGAAGAACUGAACCGCUGUCAAAUAGAUCUGAAUGAUUUAAAUCGGUUGGUUCUGAAGCUGCACACUUUGGAGUUAGACAAGGCUGUUAGCAAUGGGGAACUGAAGAAAAUCAUCAGCAUGCAGAAUCUUUCACUUGAAAAACCCAAGAAGAAAUCUGGCAGGUUAUGGGGACACUCUCAUACACUUGGAGUGCCACUGCGUAGGAUUACUAAAUCGUUCUCAUCAUCCCACCUGGGUAACUCUGUGCCCUCCAUCCCUGACUAUGUCUACACACAGUUUACUCCCUCAGCCACCUCUAGCUCCCCUGAAAAAAGAAAGAUCUACCAGGACAUCUGCAAUGUGUCCCAAAGAGUGCAUGCCUCUCUGAGGUCUGUGCAUGAGGCACUGUUUCAGGAACGCCAGCGCCUACAGGACACCUGGUCCAGCAGUGAUCUUCGCCAGAACACUUCAACUCAAAUUAAUGACAUAUGUAGCACCCUGACAGAAUUAGACAUGAAGUCCCGGCAAACCCAAAUCCACACAAGGUCAGAGUGCUCUGACACUUCUGAUGAAUCCUACCACACUGUGACCCUCAAAAAGUCCGAAUCAAUAUGCCGUGCCUCAGUGACAGACUCAGUGGCAGAGUAUUUUGAUGCACAUGAUGAGAUAUGUAACAGUUUCUCUGAGGCAUCAGAUGAGUCGGGUUUAAGUGAUGCCUCCAGUAAUUCUGAGCCUGAAGAAGACCAUGUAACAGCUACGCGGAAGUACCGUGCUAGUCUUUCUAAGGCACCUGCAAAGUCCAGCUGCAUUUUGGGGAGCACUGGCCACCGCACCAAACUUCCUGCAGUUUGCCCUGAUAACAGUCAUGUAGGCCUUAUAGCUAUCCUUUAUAACAACAUUGGGAAAGAUCUGUCACGUGUAUCCAUGCCUGCAGCCCUGAAUGAGCCUAUCAAUCUACUCCAGAGGCUCUGUGAGGAAUUGGAGUAUUCAGAGCUACUGGACACAGCCAACCGUACUGAUGACCCGUAUCAGAGAAUGGUGUACGUUGCUGCCUUUGCUAUCUCUGGUUAUACUACAGCACAGUAUCGUAACCGUUAUAAGCCCUUUAACCCAGUGCUGGGAGAGACAUUCGAGUGUGUAAGAGAGGACAGAGGUUUCCACUAUAUUAGUGAACAGGUUUGUCAUCAUCCACCCAUCUCUGCUUGUCAUGCUGUCUCUGACAACUUUUGCUUUUGGCAGGAUCAGCGAUGGAAAAAUAAAUUCUGGGGAAAGUCUUUGGAGAUUAUGCCAACUGGAAUGGUGAAUGUGACUCUAUCAAGGUAUGGAGAUCACUAUGAAUGGAAUAAAGUGGUGACAUGCAUUCACAAUGUCCUGAGUCAGCAGCGCUACCUAGAGCACUAUGGUGAGGUAACAAUCCGCAACCUAAAUAGCCCAGUCUGUACCUGCAAGAUCACAUUUGUUAAGUCACGCUAUUGGGGCUCAGAUGCAAAUAAAAAUGAGGUUCAAGGCCAAGUACUAGACCAGAGUGGUAACGUAAUUCACCGAUUCGGGGGAUUCUGGCAUGAGGGGAUAUUCUGUGAUACUCUACACAAUCCACAAUGUGUUUGGAAACCAUACCCUCAGCCUAAAGACUACAUCCUCUACUAUGGCUUCUCCAGCUUUGCAAUGGAAAUGAAUGAGUUGACCCCUGAACUUGAACCGUUGCUUCCCCCAACAGAUACACGACUACGUCCAGACCAAAGACUGGCUGUAUGUAAAUAUGCUCCACCUCACUACUGUGGCCAGAUUGUUGGAGGAAGGCAGGGUGGAGGAGGCAGACAAAAAGAAAGAUGAGGUGGAAGAAAAACAGAGAGAGUGCAGAAAGAUUUUGGCCAAGAGAGGCGAGCAGCACAUCCCUCGUUUCUUCAGGUAAGAGGAGUGAUCAGAAUAUCCAAAAAUGAUUUUCUGAUUUUUGGUUGUUGAGCGUGCCCUGUCCUUUUUCUUUUGGAGGAAAUCUGUUGAUGCGGCUGGUAGAGAAGUGUGGCUCACUAAUGGAACUUACUGGAAGCUCAGAGAGAAUCCUGGAUUCGCAAACAUGAAAAACUUGGAAUUAUGGUGAAGUCUCAGUAGCGUUUGAAGAGUUCGAGACUUUGGACUGUAAAACUUUCUUGCAUCUCUCUUAAAGUACAUGGACUUGAAAUGGUAGAGCACAGAUGAACUGGCUAGGACAGACUGGCCAAGGAAAAAGCUCUUAAACAAUAACCAAGAUUUUCUCUUGUUAUCUAUAGAAGUAAACAAGCUUUCUCUUCUAUAUAAACUGUACAAUUAAACCAGUUUAUUUAGGGGGUUAAUCCAACUUUUCCACUAAAUUCCUCAAAAUGAUUGCUGUGUAAACAGGACAUAAAGUUGGCAGGAUCAUGAGUUGUAGCAAAAAAAGUAACCCUGAACAGAAUCAUUAGUGAAUAUGGGCCACUCCUGCCUUCAUGAAUAAAACUAGCUCUUCUUUUGGGUUUAAUGGGUUCCCUGUACUGACAAACAAUUGUAACUUAACUGAUGCACAUUUGAAAACAUUCCUUAAUCAGAAAAUGUCAUUGUACAGAAUUUAUCGUACUGUAUGUGUGUAAAUGAAAAUAGGAGUAAAGAGAGAUUUUGAAUCACACUGAAUUUUAUAGUACUCUGGCAGUAUAAAAAUUGAAAUUGUUUGACAGAGCCAUAAAAUUGUUCUAUUAGUUUAUGCACAUAUAUUCAGUCAAAUGAAAAAUCAUGUGUAAUAUUUACUUUUCAUACAUUAUUAUAAUACUUUAAAUUACUUCUACCAAAUGGUUGUUUAUCUGGCUACUUGACUUAUUUUUUUUUUAUUUUUACUUUUUUUUAAAUAAUUUAUUCUCUUAUAAUUUAUUUAUUUUUUUUUGCUUUUUCAAAGUCAUCACUACAGAAGAGCUUCCUGUAAUAGGAUUAUUCUAAGUGGGAUUAGAAAAAGCACUUCCUUAUCCUGAAAGCUGUGUUAGGCUUUGCAUAACCAUGGUGCACACUGAAAUAUUAUUUAAUGAUAUUAUUUUAUCAUUAUUGAAUACUAGCCAUUUCUAACAAAGAAAAGAUUCAUAAUGAAAAAUGACAUUUUAUUAUAGUUAGAACAAAUCAAAUACAUCUUUUCAGUCUGUACAGUUUGUUUGCAUUAUUUGAGGGAGGGUUCAUGUUAUUUAUGAACCUUGGCUUUAAGUUGACUUUGGAGAAAAUUAAUUUACAUAUUACAGAAUAUGCUUAUCAUUCACAAAGAAGAGUGUCAAACCCAUGGUUCAGUAAAACAACAUAAAAAUAUAUACCUUAAAGACAAUCUGAUAAUGGCAUUAUUAGUCCAUAAAAAAGAAACUUUAAAGGAGAGACUUGGGGGGCUUGGGGGUAAAUUCCAUCACAUGCAGCAAGAUGCAUAUAGAUGUAUUUGGGUGCAAAAUGGGGUAUUCACUAUGCAUAUCAAAUGUAAAUAAGGGACUAGUGGAUGGGAGCAUGUGUCCACACAGCUGAAACAGAUUCAUUACAUGAGCCAAACCACUCAUUUUGACGUAUUACAGUCUCAGGAAUCAGAUGAAGAUUUCUUCAAAUAUUAUUUAAUGUGCAUAGAUCUACACCUUUUUUUUUUUUUUUUUUUUAAACUUU